CCUAGCCUUUCAUGUGACGACCUCAGAAGUUGUAUACGACCGAUCUCUUAUACCUCUACAUACCAUGUAUACCCAUACCCAUAUGAACUCCUCUCGAUACUCAAUGAUGGAUCUAAAUACGUACACAAACGGACAACAACAAGUGGUGCCCCAACAGCAGCAACAGAUGGCUCAACAGAGUUUCCUCUUUUUCGGCCAGUCGAUCACCGAUAGCCCCUUCGUGUCACAAGCAAGUGCCAGUGUCAGCGGACUAGACACUAAUCUUCUCCGAGCAGAAUUGAUCAAGGAAAAAGCGUUACGGCAGAAAGUAGAACAGGAAUUGGAGCAGCACAAAAGGAUGGUGACAGACUUAACGAGUAGAGUGCAGUAUGCUUAUUUCAUGAUGAUACAAAUGCAGGAAGCUCACCGAUUAAAUAACUCCAAUCAAAUGCAGAUGUUGGAAAAUGCGCAGUUAAAAGAAAAAAUCGAAUGUCUGCAGAAAGAAAAUGAGCGGCUAUCAAAGGAAUUAGAAGAUGAAAGAAUGCCUCGACUCGACCAAGAGGGAUCCAGUGACGACAAGGACCAAGAUGGUUUCGACGUGGACAAAAUUUACUCUACAAAGAAUGAGCUGCUUCUGAUGGCGUUGAAUUAUGACUUGACUAGCAGGCAUACGCCAACAUCCAGCUGACAGUAUAUAUAUCUGAUCUUAUAUUGUUAUGCGAUAUCUCAUCGUAAUUGGAAAUUUUCAUGCAUUUGAAUAUGUAUAUAAGCAAUUAAAAGCUUUACCUCCACAUGUGCCCUACGCCC
Cylicocyclus nassatus is the source of this 786-nucleotide messenger RNA. The record is from the annotation of a GenBank genome assembly. Lineage: Eukaryota; Metazoa; Nematoda; Chromadorea; Rhabditida; Strongylidae.